CAAACUGUCCAGCCACCAAUUAAAACCGCCCAGCCACGAAAAUACCUGCCCACAAAUUAAAACAACCUUUGGGCUUUGAAACAGACCGUACCACCCAAAAAUCGUCGCCGAAAAACGUCGCAGUAUCACGAAUUUGGAUGCGGUUGUACGUAGAGGAAAGAGGAAAUCACUUGGGGUUGGAUAUCAGAGCGGCAAGAGGGUGGCAAUUGGGGUUUCGGGGCGGCAGGUGGGUGGGUCUUGUGGUUUCAAGGGGGCAGCAGGUGGGUGGGUUGGUUGUUUCCGUUUUUGUGGAGAGAGAAAGAGGAGUGAGAAGGGAAAGUGAGAAAAUUAAAAAAAAAAAAAUUAACCUGUUAAUCAGGUUAAAUGGAGAAGGGGAUAUGAAGGUUGGAUUUUUGUGGAAUAAAAUGAAGGUUGAAUUUUUAGGAAGAAAAAGUGCAAUGGUUGGAUUUUUAAUUUUCAUUUUUCCUUUUAUAUAUAUAUAUAUAUAUAUAUAUUUUAAAGCCUUUGUUUGUCCAAAGAAUCACACGACUACACGAGUCUAUAAUUGGUUUUGCCUGUGUAUGUGAGUUGUGAGAGAGGAGAGCAGAGAAGAGGAGCAUGGAAUUGAGUGAGAAGAAUGACCCUCUAAUUUCUACUUCGGCCGGUGAAGGUGAUGGCGACGGCGGGGGCGGUGGAGGAGGGUAUAGCAUUGAGAAUGUGAAGAGGGCAAAGCUAAAUUCGACGUUAGCCGCAUUACUCGACGAUCCCAUUCUCGCCGAUGUCCCAAAGAAACCAUCUUUAUCAGAUGUCGACACCCUUAUCAGCUUAGAGCUCGGCAGUGCCAUGCGCAUCACUAUCCUCAAGCUCGACUCCACCUCUUUUGAUGUUGUGGUCAUGAACUCGGCGACAGUCAAGGAUUUGAAGCUUUGUAUUAAGAAAAAAGUUAAUGAAAUGGAACAAUCAAAGAUGGGUCAUCGUCAUAUUUCUUGGAAACAUGUAUGGGCGAAUUAUUGCCUUUUGUAUCAUAAUGAGAAGCUACUCAAUGAAAGUGCGGCUCUUCAGGAUUUUGGUAUACGCAAUAAUUCUCAGGUGCAAUUUAUACCUUUCAUUGCAGCAAGGCAAAAUAAGAAGCAUACGAAGAGGAAAAAGCAUCGUUUUUUCCAUGGUUUAAACAAACGCUCAUAAGGGCUACAUUAUGAGUGCAUGAUCACCCAUACUUCUUACACUUGACAGUUCUUCUUUGGCUGUAGAUGACUUUAGUAGGCCUUGAAUAACUUCUUGUGAGUCUGAUUUGAUGACAAUAUUGGAGUAGGAUUGUGAAACUGCGUUAAGAGCUGCAAGGACAGCCAGCCCCUCUGCUUGGCUCGGAGUGCUAGCAAAAACUCGUUCUGCUACCUGGAAGGUGUCUAGAUUCCCUACUUCUGCUACCCAAGCUAUGGCAGCCUGCCAUUGUCCUUUUUUGCCCUUUCUUGUCUCCUUUCAGGCUGCAUCAACAUAAAUGGUAAUAACAGGUUUGUACUGAUGCUCCAGAUUGGAGGGAUCUUUGCUUUCUUCUGAUUUGGUUCUUCUGGUUUUGCCAAGGAUUUCUUCAAGGCAAGAGCUUUUUCCCAUCUUGUGACGUGUGACUGCCUCUCUCAGUACAAUGAUGCCUUAUACAAUACAAUGUGAGUUAAGGCGAUAUUGUAGGUAAAAUUGUACAUGAUGGUUGUUGUACAUGUCCCAUACACGAAGAAAGAUUGCAGUGGCUCAUCUAUUAUUGAAUGUAGUAAAAAUCUCCCCAGAUGUAUCACUUACUAGUACAUAACUCCAGAUUUAUGUAUAAUUUCCCUCCACUUUUGUUA
Molecule: messenger RNA, 1820 nt
Organism: Chenopodium quinoa (quinoa)
Lineage: Eukaryota; Viridiplantae; Streptophyta; Magnoliopsida; Caryophyllales; Amaranthaceae
Product: U11/U12 small nuclear ribonucleoprotein 25 kDa protein-like
Exons: 5
Coding region: 598-1164 (188 amino acids)
Biological process (GO): mRNA splicing, via spliceosome
Cellular component (GO): U12-type spliceosomal complex
Source: RefSeq, a predicted model, not a curated record